This is a messenger RNA of Plectropomus leopardus (leopard coralgrouper), 2799 nucleotides long. The record is from RefSeq and is a predicted model, not a curated record. Lineage: Eukaryota; Metazoa; Chordata; Actinopteri; Perciformes; Serranidae.
UUGUUUGGGCAGUCUGCGGGGAGAGGAGAGCUGUAGCUGGGUCAGUUGAUGUUGCCGCUGCUGGGCCGCAGGGUUCCGCUGUCAUUCGUACACAGACUCACUACCUGCUGUCCGCCCUCACUGUCUCGGCCCGUUCUGCUCUGCUCGGUCCUAAUAAAGCUCAGACCGGUAACCAGAGUCACACACAGCACCGUCUUCGUUGGCCAAAAUACAGGAACCAUGCCCGAAAGGAGGCCCUUCGUACGGCUACCGACUGACGUUUACCCCGUCAACUACGGCUUGUGUCUGAAGCCCGACCUCAUCGACUUCACGUUUGAAGGCAAGCUGGAGGCGCUGGUGGAGGUUACACAAGCCACAAAUCAGAUUGUGAUGAACUGCGCUGACAUCGACAUCAUCACAGCUUCCUUUGCACCACAGGGAGGAGAAGAAAUUAAUGCCACAGGAUUCAACUAUCAAAAUGAGGAUGAGAAAGUCACCCUGUCAUUUCCUAGCGCUCUACAGAAAGGCUCCGGGACGUUGAAGAUAGACUUUGUCGGGGAGCUGAACGACAAAAUGAAGGGAUUCUAUAGAAGUAAAUACACAACCGCUGCUGGAGAGAUCCGCUACGCUGCUGUCACACAGUUCGAGGCCACGGACGCUCGCAGAGCUUUCCCCUGUUGGGAUGAGCCAGCUAUCAAAGCCACCUUUGACAUCGCUCUGAUAGUUCCCAAGGACCGAGUAGCCUUGUCAAAUAUGAAUGUCAUUGAUCGAAAGCCAUAUCCGGAGGAUGAAAACUUGGUGGAAGUGAAGUUUGCCACCACGCCCAUCAUGUCCACGUACCUUGUAGCUUUUGUCAUCGGUGAAUAUGAUUAUGUGGAGGGCCAGUCAUCAGAUGGCGUAACGGUACGCGUCUACACGCCCGUCGGGAAGGCAGAACAAGGGAAAUUUGCACUGGAGGUUGCGACUCAGACCUUACCUUUCUACAAAGACUACUUCAGCGUUCCUUAUCCAUUGCCUAAAAUCGAUCUCAUAGCUAUUGCUGAUUUUGCUGCUGGUGCCAUGGAAAACUGGGGCCUUGUUACCUACAGGGAGACAGCUCUGCUCAUCGACCCGAAGAACUCCUGCUCGUCCUCCAGGCAGUGGGUGGCGCUGGUGGUCGGACAUGAACUCGCCCACCAGUGGUUCGGAAACUUGGUCACCAUGGAAUGGUGGACCCAUCUGUGGCUUAAUGAGGGAUUUGCAUCCUGGAUCGAGUAUCUGUGUGUGGACCACUGCUUCCCAGAGUACGACAUCUGGACCCAGUUUGUCUCGGCUGACUACACCCGCGCUCUGGACCUGGACGCACUGGACAGCAGCCAUCCCAUAGAGGUGAACGUGGGCCAUCCAUCAGAGGUAGACGAAAUCUUCGACGCCAUUUCCUACAGCAAAGGAGCAUCUGUGAUCCGCAUGUUGCACAACUACACAGGAGACGAGGACUUUAGGAAAGGAAUGAACGCCUAUCUUUUGAAGUUCCAACAUAAAAAUGCUUCGACAGAGGACCUAUGGGACUGUCUGGAACAGGCCAGUGGAAAACCCAUCGCUGCAGUGAUGAGCUCGUGGACCAAGCAGAUGGGCUUCCCCAUUAUAGUAGUGGACCAGGAGCAGCAAGGUGACGACCGCAUCCUCAAGAUCUCUCAGAAGAAGUUCUGUGCCAGUGGACCACACAACGGUGAGGAUUGCCCCAGCUGGAUGGUCCCCAUUAGUAUUUGUACCAGCGAGGACCCCAAAUGCACCAAGCUCAAGGUUCUGCUGGACAGACCCGAGACGACCAUCACCCUGAGCGGCGUGGCCCCUGACCAGUGGAUCAAGAUCAACCCCGGCACCGUGGGCUUCUAUCGCAUCCAGUACAGCUCGUCCAUGUUGGAGAGUCUGCUGCCGGGCAUCAGAGACCUCACCCUGCAGCCUGUGGACCGACUCGGCCUGCAGAACGACCUAUUCUCCCUGUCUCGUGCGGGGAUGAUCAGCACGGUGGAGGUGCUGAAGCUGAUGGAGGCGUUCGUCAACGAGCCAAACUACACGGUGUGGAGCGACCUCAGCUGCAACCUGGGAGUGCUGUCCUCGCUGCUGUCCCACACCGACUUCCACGAGGAGAUCCAGGAGUUCAUCCGGGACCUCUUCACCCCCAUCGGCCUGGAGCUCGGCUGGGACUGCAAACCGGGGGAAGGCCACCUGGACGCCCUGCUGAGAGGUUUGGUUCUGGGGAAGCUGGGAAAAGCAGGACACAAACCCACACUGGAAGAAGCCCGGCGGAGAUUCAAGGACCACGUGGAGGGCAAACAGGUCCUGCCCGCAGACCUCCGGAGCCCGGUGUAUUUAACGGUUCUGAAGCAUGGAGACAGUGCCACAUUGGACACGAUGAUGAAGCUCCACAAACAGGCCGACAUGCAGGAGGAGAAGAACCGCAUCGAGCGAGUGCUGGGCGCCAUCUCCGCCCCCGACCUCAUCCAGAAAGUCCUCAGCUUCGCGCUCUCGGAAGAGGUUCGUCCCCAGGACACGGUGUCAGUAAUCGGGGGCGUGGCAGGAAGCAGUAAACAAGGCCGGAAAGCUGCCUGGAAGUUUGUGAAGGACAACUGGGAGGAACUUUACAACCGCUACCAGGGCGGCUUCCUCAUAUCACGGCUCAUCAAGCUCACGGUUGAUGGAUUUGCGAUCGACAAAAUGGCUGCUGAAGUGAAGGUGAGAGCGCUUCGCCUGAAUUCUGCAGAAUCAUUUCUUGUUUCUGAAGGUUUAUUCGUGGUGGAGUUUUUAUUUAUUUAUUUUUUUUAGGGGAAAAAAAGUCAA